CUUGUUACUCACCGAGCCUCAGGGUGUGGGACAGCGGGCGCGCCGCCUUCGCGCUUCCUGUCUCCUAGGCCGGGUUUCCAUGGAAACUGUCAGUGAAUUUCCCCAGCGUCCACCUUCGCUCACAUCAGUCACUGCAGCCGUUAUUAACCGCUGCGGAACGGCACCGGGCAGGGCCGGUUUCCGAUUUCGUUUUGGAUCAUGCGGUGCGCGGAGUUAAAGAGGAUCUGACAUAAAAUCAGAGUGCCAGGCGGUCUGACAGGGUCCGUGCAGAAGUGAACAGAGUCCACGCCUGAUCACCGGGAGUCUCAUUCAGAACGGUAAGGCAGAAUUGUGGUCUCCGUUUGGGACGCCCGAUUUGAUGACAGCGGUUCCAUUUAUGAGCACAACACUCCAGCAAAAUCCCCGCCUGUUUGCAAACGACUGGACGUGCGUUCAGCAUACUCCAUUUCCCAAAACAAAACUUCGCUGUCUAAAAGGACCGACGACCAGUCAGAUGCCCGAGAAAGUGAUUUAUUCUCAAACGGAGCUGAGAAUGGACCCAACCUGAAUUGACACAAAAUGUAUCAACUCCACAGUGCAACCAAUUUCUGCUUCUUUUCCUGAGAAGCAAUGAUCUGCAUACAGUGACUAUAAAGAAAUGUCGACGACAACCGGGUGCCCGGCAGAAGUGAUGCCAUCACAGAAUGCUAGUCGCUACUUCAGUUACACAUUAGAAAGUCACACGGUGGAAGCUUUUAAAAUAAUGAACGAGAUACGCUUAAACAAGCAACUCUGUGAUGUGACACUUCAGGUGAAGCACAAUGCUCUGGAGGAGGAGUUUGUUGCACACAAGAUUGUUCUUGCCUCCUGCAGCCCUGUUUUCAAGGCCAUGUUUACCAAUGGUUUGAAAGAAUGUGGAAUGGAGGUUAUACCCAUUGUGGGCAUUCACCCUAAAGUAAUGCAACGUUUGAUCGAGUUUGCAUACACAGCUAGUAUUACAGUGGGAGAGAAAUGCGUGCUACAUGUAAUGAAUGGAGCAGUGAUGUACCAGAUAGACAGUGUUGUUAAAGCAUGCUGCAAAUUCCUAGUGGAGCAAUUGGAUCCUAGUAAUGCCAUUGGCAUCGCCUCAUUUGCUGAGGAAAUUGGCUGCCGAGAGUUGAGUGAAAAGGCAAGAGAGUAUAUAUAUCUGCAUUUCAGUGAGGUAGCAAAACAGGAAGAAUUCUUCAACCUUACACAGUGUCAGCUGGUCAGCCUAAUCAGUCGCGAUGAGUUGAAUGUGCGCUGUGAAUCUGAGGUCUAUCAUGCCUGUAUAGAAUGGGUGAAAUAUGACUGUGAAAACAGACGUCCAUAUAUCCAUGCGUUACUGAAUGCAGUAAGGUGCCAUUCUCUGACUCCAAACUUCCUGAAAACGCAACUGCAGAAGUGUGAAAUACUCCGAAUGGACUCCAAGUGUAAAGAUUAUCUUGUAGAAGUCUUUAAGGAGCUGACACUGCACAAACCAACCAAGGCUUGUCCUUGCAGGUCACCAAAUGUUCCUCAGUUAAUGUACACAGCGGGAGGGUAUUACCGGCAAUCACUGAAUUUUCUGGAAGCUUACAAUCCUUUGGAGAACUGUUGGAUCCGAUUGACAGAUAUGCCUUUACCGCGGAGCGGCUUAGCUGCUUGCACCGUUCAUGGACUCCUAUAUGCAAUAGGAGGAAGAAAUAAUUCGCCGGAUGGCAAUACUGAUUCAAAUGCAUUGGACUGUUACAAUCCUAUGAACAAUCAGUGGUCCCCCUGUACACCAAUGAAUGUCCCCAGGAACAGGGUUGGAGGAGGAGUGAUAGAUGGAAUGAUCUAUGCUGUUGGUGGAUCUGAAGGCUGUAUCCAUCACAAUUCUGUAGAAAGAUAUGAUCCAGAGAAGGACCAGUGGGAAUUUGUGGCUUCAAUGUCAACCAGCAGAAUCGGUGUUGGUGUUGCAAUAGUAAAUCGCCUUCUGUAUGCAGUUGGUGGCUUUGAUGGAACAAAUCGCCUCAAUUCAGCAGAGUGUUAUCAUCCUGAAGACAACAUGUGGAACACCAUUGCACCAAUGAACACUGUUAGGAGUGGAGCAGGUAUCUGUGCACUAAAAAACUACGUUUAUGCAAUUGGAGGAUAUGACGGUAUAAACCAACUUAACAGUGUAGAACGAUAUGACAUUGAAAUGGACAGAUGGACAUAUAUUGUGCCAAUGAAACACAAGCGCAGUGCACUUGGAGUAACAGUCUAUCAGGGCAAAAUUUAUGUGCUUGGUGGCUAUGAUGGACAAGAUUUCCUCAGUAGUGUGGAGUGCUUUGAUCCAGACACUGGUCAAUGGACAGAAGUGACCCAGAUGACCUCGGGCAGGAGUGGCGUUGGUGUGGCUGUGACAAUGGAACCAUGCAAUUUGGCUCGAUGCUAAUGUUCCCAAUCUCUCAGAUCAAUCUCCAAUCUUAACAGUUCUCCUGGACUUGAUAGUGCAGUUUUUGACAGACUGUACCGGCAUUUGCUGUAAAUCCCUAUUUCACCUAUGCAGUUGAAUCACAUGAGCAGUUUUAAAAAAAAUUUUGCACUUUGUUUUGCCAUAAAUCAGAAAAUUUUGUAUGAACUCCCUUAAUUUGACAUUUAAUAACUGAUGAACAUAAAUUCUGAAUCUCUCAACCAGUCCAAUUAGAGUGCUUAAUGAAUACUUGUUAGAUAUUCACAGGUGGGUUUGUGUUGCAGGGCUUGUCUUGCUCACCAGUCUGAAAUCUACAGUGUUUAUCACCUAUUCCCAAAGACAAUUUCCAUGUUCUAAUGAGGAUGGCAUCUUGUAACAAUAUGCUAAUUACCUAAAUUAAUUAACUUUGAUAUUUGUAAUUACCCACUUCUUGAACAGCAUGCACUAAAUAACCGUAAUAGAUGAGCAUAUGGUAGUAAAUUGGAGCACAAGUCUCUGUUCCAUGUGAGAGUGCAGAAUCCAGGUCGGAUUAUAUUAGCUACACAGUUAGAGGAGGGGCAGGGGGGUGGGCACUGGAAGGAACAUCCAUUUAAAAGAUUUUCUCCUUUUGCUCUCUACAUCUGGUUUCUCUUGUGCUCUGUGUGGAGAAGGUGUUGUUUGGAAUUUAACUGCGACAGUUUGCCGGUGCCAUAACAGAUUAUUUUGCACUAGUAUUUGUGUAAAAAUUUCCAAAAGAAAUAAUUGAAUCCAUUCUAAGAAAAUGAACAUCAGUGACUUAAUUUCUAAGACAGUAUUUUUAAUAAAAUGUGUUAACUUUAAUAAACAAUGUAUUUAAUAAAUA
Stegostoma tigrinum is the source of this 3257-nucleotide messenger RNA. Its product is annotated as kelch-like ECH-associated protein 1. Bases 638 to 2398 code for a protein of 586 amino acids. Lineage: Eukaryota; Metazoa; Chordata; Chondrichthyes; Orectolobiformes; Stegostomatidae. Gene Ontology annotation, molecular function: protein binding. The record is from RefSeq and is a predicted model, not a curated record. The transcript has 6 exons.